AUGUCGACUGCUGAUACUAGUAAAAUACCUAUCACACUCUCCUACUUCACACUUCCCAAAGACGGAAGCAAACCCCGCACAUAUCAAUACCAGCCUCCCGCAGGAGUACCUCAAUUGAACUACGAAACCGUUCCGCAUCCGUUUGAGAUUGAGAACGUUAGGGGAAAGGAGCACGAGUUCGAUUUGGACAAUGCUGGGUUUCUAUUCGCAAGAUCUCCCGCUAAACAUCAAGCGUUUAUCGACGACGAGGAUAUCGAGAGGGAAUAUUAUCCUGAGAGUGCGGAUCUUAUCAAGAAACUCACUGGAGCGAGUAAAGUUGUGUUGUUUGACCAUAGUAAGUCAUUAGUACGGGAACUUCAAAUUAAAGAGGCUGGUGCUAAAAAUGUUACCAUCUAUGGUCUAGCCAUUCGCCGUAGGCGAGAAGGCGAAUCAGGAACCGACCCAAAGAAACGAAUCCCCGUUUCCCGCGUACACGUCGAUCAAACCCCCAAAGCCGCCGUCAACCGCGUGCGUCGCCACAUCCCACCAGAAGAAGCAGAAGUCUUGUUAAAACACCGGUUCCAAAUAAUCAACCUCUGGCGACCCAUUUCCCACCCAGCAUUGGACUGGCCUUUAGCGUUGUGCGAUUUCCGGAGCGUCGAUAUGAAGAAGGAUUUCGUUCCGGUGGAUUUGGUGUAUAGGGAUAAAGUCGGGGAGACGUUUGGCGUUCAGUGGAAUCCGAAGCACGAAUGGAAGUAUUUGCGAGGGAUGACCCCGGAGGAGGUCGUGUUGAUUAAAUGCUACGACUCUAUCGAUGACGGAACUGUAGCCGCCUUGACGCCACACACGGCUUUCGAGGAUCCUACUACUCCCGAAGGAUCGCCCAAGAGGGAAUCUAUAGAACUUCGAGCUUUGGUGUUCUAUGAUGAUUAA
Molecule: messenger RNA, 912 nt
Organism: Marasmius oreades (fairy-ring Marasmius)
Lineage: Eukaryota; Fungi; Basidiomycota; Agaricomycetes; Agaricales; Marasmiaceae
Exons: 2
Coding region: 1-912 (303 amino acids)
Molecular function (GO): oxidoreductase activity
Source: RefSeq, a predicted model, not a curated record